Messenger RNA from Filobasidium floriforme, 5160 nucleotides. RefSeq lists its product as uncharacterized. The record is from RefSeq and is a predicted model, not a curated record. Bases 1 to 5160 code for a protein of 1719 amino acids. Lineage: Eukaryota; Fungi; Basidiomycota; Tremellomycetes; Filobasidiales; Filobasidiaceae. The transcript has 6 exons.
AUGGCCCAUCUCUGGGCAGAGCCUAACCCUCCUUCGCUCCGAGAUAUUCCAGAACACCAUCGGCUCGCUGGACCUCAAACGGAUUGGACGGAGAAGAUAUCUGAACCCAAAGAUGCAGUCUUGCAGCCUCCUACUCCCGGACCUGUCGGACUGGGUGGAAAGGAGAAGAUGGGACUAUUGAGCGAUGAAGAGCAAGAUGAGAAGGAGCGGGAUCGGGACAAGCCCGAUACCAUGAAACGAUCAUUCUCCACUUCAUCGUCAUCCUCCUUGUCAGACUUCCGAUCUAAUAAGAGGAACAGAACUCGCCGUCCGCAUUCACCUUCGACCGGAGCCGGAAAUCGCCCGGAGAGUACAGGAGGGGUAGCAGGUGGAACGUCGAUCGAACAUAUGCGACCGAGACCCAGUCCCAAGUCUAAAUCCAGACCGAUCCUCGAACCGCUUAAAAUCCAAGUGGAACAGUAUAAUGACCAAGACGAAGGAGCGCAAUCGCGAUCAAGAUCGCACGGGUCGGCGUCCCCUACUUCAAAACCGCAUCAUCUCACAUCUCAUAAUCACCAGCAUGACGGGGACUUCGUCGAUUCGCCCGUCUCGGAUUCCCGACCUAGUUCUAGGUUGACAAACCGGUCGCUGGAGCAAGAUCGGGACCAGGAUCGAGGUCUAGGGAGACCGGAAGGAGGUGAAAAACAAGGGUUGAGGAAUGGUGUUACCCCUAUCGACUCAACGUCGGCGUCGACUUCGACAUCGACGGCAACUCCCCUGUCGGUUCCGGGUUCCGGUAUAGGUGCUGGAGAAGCGGUAGGGACGAAUACGGGGGCAGGAGGACAUGUGAGGACGAUCUCGGCCGGGUCGGGCAAGGUAAUCGGAAUGACGGGGAGACAAGAAUUGGUCAGGCGGGCUCUGGCGGAUGGACCUGGGCACGGCCAUGGUCAUGGGCAUGCAAAUGGGCAUCAUUCAGGUUUGAGUCAUGGGUAUGUGCAUCCGCAGGGCGGGACGAUCGAGUCGCCAAGCUCGCACGGAUCUGCUGGAGUACCGUUCCCUACAAUGGCAUCGAAUCCGACAACGUCAUCCUUGCCCUCCCCGAGUCCCCGGACAGACCCGUCCCGGAGACCACCCCUGGAUCUUUCGAUCGACGUCGACCUCGCCUCCCGUCCUCCCGUACGGACGCGCCGUACCACCUCUUCCUCUCGAUCCCCGUCCAACAGCAGACACGGUUCGACACCCCACUCUCCUGUUCUGCCCAACGGAAGCGUAGGGAUCGGUCCAGCCCUUGGUAUAGCCAAGGCAGGAGCCAGGUUGCGGGCCAUUGUCGACGAUGCCGAUCAGGACGCUUGGGCGAGUUCGGGUUCGGCCUCUCCGCCCAUCUUGGGCAGGCAGAAUCGGUCGCGGACGAGCAGUUUGAGGUCGAUCCCGAGACGACGGAUGACGGAUCAAGGCGCUUCGGGGAGUAGUACGCCGACUGCGACCCCGAUCACCCCGGGAUUGAGUGGGUUUUCAGGAGGAACGAGACCGAGCGGGCUGAAUGAAGGUGCAGUGGCUGCGAGGCGGCGCGCCAAGAGCUUGAUGAGCCCGGCUUCCUCUCGACCGGACGAUCGCGAAGGCGGCAGAGGUGCUUCUUCGCGGAGAGUAGAGAUGGGUACGAGAAAGAGGAGCAGUGCGGCGAGGGUCAGGACGAUCUCUGAUCUGAAACGUGAAAGGCAGCGCGAGGUUGAGGAUGGUGAAGCUAGACAGGGUCGCAGGAGGGGUGCUACGGUGCAUUUCCCUCCGACACCGAUGGAAGACGGGGUGCAGCAUCAAUUCAUGGUCGAGACGGGGACCAAGGAUCUCGAUGAACGAUUCAACGGUCUUUCGAACGAGCUUACUUCCAAAGGGUCGAGACGGAGGGAGACUUCGACAGCACGCUCGACCUCUGACGAUAACAGCUCUCUUGCUGGGCUUGUUGGAUCCGAUACGGAGCGUGAAGGCAAGCGACGGCGUACCCGAUCGAAGCCAAGCGACGAGUCUAGUGAUGACGAAAGGUCACGUGCGGUCAGGUCGAAAAAGGGCAAGGAAAGGGCGAGGGACCGAGAUCGGUAUAGGAACGGGCUCGAACAGGUCUUUGAGACGGAACGGUCAGGUCAUGGUGAUGAUGCAGAUCCGCUGCAGACCUUGCUAGCGUCGGUCGACAUAAACAAUGCCCUCCGUUUGAUAUCGCAGACCACACUCAUUCCGGGCGGCCGUCAAGCUGUCUUGCCUGGUAUGGGAACAGGUUUGGCUGCUGAAAAGUCGCUUACGACGGGGUUUACACCGAUGACCCCUUACAAGAACGGGAAUAGUGGUCGCAUCGGCACCUCGAAAGGUCGUCCUCCAGAAGUGUUCGUGGCCAAGGCUCCACCCUCGGUGACGGCUUCUCCGGCUUAUGUCGGUGGGGAGGACAAUCGACUGCACGAUACGGAAGCUGUGAAGGCCAAGAACAAGCUUAUCGACCGAGCGGGUCAGAAAAAGAACAAGGUCUCUGUCAUGAUCGAGGAAUCUCUCAAGGCCGACGGGCUAGACCAUUCCCGGGAAAAGGCAUUGUUCGACGGCAGGGCCAAAAUUCGAAGCCGGAGAGGUACCAUGAUCGAGCGCGACUUUGUACGUCCCGAAGCCGGGGAUUUGUCAAGGACCGCUACGGCUCAAUCAGGGGACCACGGACGAGCGAUCUCUUCCGACGAAGAAGACCUCGACCGGGUCUCGAGCUCGAUUGGACACGGUGGAUACGAAGGUACUGUUCGAGACGACGCUUCCAAUCGCUCGGAACCGCAUAGCAAUGGUUCCGUUUCUCAAGCGUUUCGGCCCAUCACCCCUGAAUCACGGACGGAAAGCAAGCCUGUGGAAAAGUCUGUCAACGCCACACCAGAAUCGACGAAAAGAAAACGCCUCAGCGGACUCUUUCACCUGCGGCAUAGCCGCAGUAGCAGCAGCAGUAAAUGGCGAAGCGAUCCAAAGGCCAAGGAUAAGAUUGACCCCGUAAGAGACUCUGCGGCUCGGGAAGCAGCCGAGAGAGACGCUGCCGAGCAUGAAGCCAAGGUGCAAAGUGUGCUAUUGUCGUUGCCGUCCCAUCCGCGUUGUGAGGCGCUGGCCUACCAAGCGCGCUCGCACUUCCAGGCCUACUACGGACUCAUGAUUCGGUCCCUCGAAGAUGCUGCAGAAAGACCCGGGCAGCCGUAUCUUCGGUGGAACCCCCUUCGCGUGAUCCGCUGGCGGAAACAGGUUUUGGCCGAGGAGAAGCGCAGACAAAAUUGGGACGCCAGCGUCAACGAGCAGAUCAAGUCUCACCACAGGCUCGUCCAGAGUACCGAGGACGACGGUAUACCUCGCGAUGGCUGGGAAAGUCAGAUGCCUGAAUCUAUUGGAAGGGCAGGCAGCAGGUUGCAGCAGAUGAGCAAAGUUAUCUCUCCACCGCUGCGAUCGGCAACUGCCCUGAGCCGCGCCCUAGCGAGUGACCCUCAGGCCGCAAUGGCACUACGCAAAUCAGCUACGUUCAAAGAAUGGCUGGUCUUGCCCAGCGAGAUUCUGGCAUUUAUCGAUUGUCGAGGCAACGUAGACUACUUUGUGCCGGCAACGGACAAGGCGCAGGAUGUACUGCGAACGGCUAUGGCGAGUGCCUCUUACCCGCAGAGCGAUGGCUUGCCUCUCUCGAGGGCGACCAAAUCCGCGUUUCCCGUACAACAAGGCUUGUCCCCUGGUAGCUAUGGAAGUUCCCAAGGUAACAUCAGUACAGUCUCUUUCGACUCGGAGACCCUAGAACAUGAUCAAACUGAAGACGGCGUGCACAAGCGCAAGUCUGUCACGAGGAGAAUGUGGGCCAGCACGCAUCUAUCUAGACAUCAAAGCAACACCUCGAAGGAAUCUGACCACGGUGAAAGACUCGCGCACGUACUCAAGAGCCCGAUUGAUGCCAUCAGGCGGCGUGUCCUUCAUCACGAAAGCGAUAUCGAGUCUGACAGCGAACGGGACCUCCAUAACCGUGACCGAUCCUCUCACAAUAGGCACGGUCGUCUGCGCAAGCUUGCUCAUCCUGAUCGGUACCAAAACGGACGUGGAUCCCUCGACGCAGCCACUAGUCAGGCAGAAGACCUCGCGCACGAUGCGGCCGUGUCAUCGAGACAGAGCAGUAUAGCGCCGAUCGCCGAAUCGCUGGGUGGACAAACCGAUCCGCCUGGUGGUGGCGACUUUAUGGACAAGAAGCUCGGAUGGUCACAUAUCGAGGGUACUGCCGAAGAGAACAGUCUCGUCAGAGAGCUGGACAAUAAACCAGAGUCUGAUGCCCAGCGCGAUGAAGAAUAUACCAAGCACGAAGCGCUGAUUCGCAACACUGAUACUCUGCUGGCCAAACUGUUCGUGGAUCUGGCACCUGUGCCCAUCACGUUCAGUCAGACGCUGGAGGUGUUUCAACAAGGGAUCGUGCAUAUCAACCGAGCUGCCGGAUUACACGUGGAUGCUCCAGAAAUGCCUGGUGAACUUGUUGCCAGAGGCAAAGCCGACUUCUUUGUACCCACCCAACCUACCUCACAGUCUGGGAAACCGAUGGGUAGUCGCACUCUUUCGACACGCGGAUCGAUUCAGUCAGCGACGGAUGUCCUUCCGGGCCUGCAAGAGAUUCGUUCCCGCAGAAGCGUGACAGUCACAGGCGGUCGUUCGGCGGACCCUGUAGCAGCGCUCGAGCAAACCGUGAACAGCCUUUCAACACAAUUCGAUGCGGCUUUACCGCAGGCGAUCGCGCUAGCGCAGCAACAAGAUGAUCUGCAGGACAAGGUGUCUCUCAUGACAACUCGAGCCGAGCAGCUGCGAGUGAAGCUGGACGCUGAAGGUAACGGCAAGAUUCGGCGCCAGCGCGCUCACCUGCAAUCCAUGCGCAUGCCUACUGAGCGAUCGAUCGACCAUUGGUAUUACGAACUCCUCAGGUAUCUCGUCAAUGCCUCUCUCGCUGUGUUCCGGAUCGGAGUCUACAUCAAACGCAUUAUUCUUUGGAUCGCCUACCUAAUCCAACAGAUCGUCAUGGUGGCUUUCCGUUGGGUAUGGGCAAUCGUCACAUCUUUGAUCGAGGUGGGGCGUUACAUCUUGGGCGGAUGGGUCAUUCGAACAAUUUUACUCCUGGCAAUCUGGAGUUUUUUCCUCUUGUACUUCUUUGUCGAAGAUUGA